AGUUGUGAGCGGCGCUGCACUGACGGCGCCUGUCGGCUGUGGUGCCGGUACCGGCGCGGCGCGGCGGCCGGUCCGCCCAGCGCGCCGCCCCUGGCCCCGCCGCUGCCGGCGCGCCCGCCGUCCGACGGGUCCGCCUAUAAAGGCGCCGACACGUGCGCCCGACGCCAGACGGUCGGAGGAGUGGUACGGUACGGUGUGUCGCCAUGGCUCCCUCCUGCAGUCCUGUGACGCCGCUGGCCCUGUGGCGGCGGCGCGACUCGACCAACUCGGCUCCGCUGGCGCCGGUGUCGUUCUGCCUGCCGGACGGCGGCCGCCUUCAGCGAGAGCUGCGCAUCAACUACAACAUGAGCGAGGUGCGCGCCCUGCUGGCGGACGAGAUCCAGUUUGAUCCGGAUCAGUUGGACAUCUACUGCGACUCGGAGCCGGAGCCCGUCGCCGACAGCCUGGUGCUGGCCGGGCUCGACGUGGAGCACCGCCAGCUGACUCUGCACGUGCAGCUGAGGGAGCCGGCAGCCGCACCGGUCCGGCCGGCCGGCCAGCCAGAGCGCCACCCUCCGGCCGCGCCUCCGCUGAAGCCAGUGAAGGGCCACGACUCGCAGCAGCAGCCGUUCGCGCGGCGCGUGUACGAGUGGGGCAUGAGGCGGCGGUGCUCGCUGAGGUGGCGGUGAGCGGGUGAGCCGCGCACGGCCGCCUGAGGGCGACGGUGGACGGCCACCAGAGCAGCACCACAGCUGACCGCUGCCGUCUCCAUGACCGGCCUCCGAUGGGAAGCCGCAGCCAGUGGGCUAUGCACCUCGCUAUACAGGUGUGACAGUCAGGGGCACUCGGCGAUACAGGUGUGACAGUCAGGAGCUCUGGGCGAUACAGGUGUGACAGUCAGGAGCUCUGGGCGAUACAGGUGUGACAGUCAAUAGCUCUGGGCGAUACAGGUGUGACAGUCAGGAGCUCUGGGCGAUACAGGCGUGACAGUCAGGAGCUCUGGGCGAUACAGGUGUGACAGUCAGGAGCUCUGGGCGAUACAGGUGUGACAGUCAGGAGCUCUGGGCGAUACAGGUGUGACGGUGUUUACAAUUUACCAUUGAAUUUUUACGAACGAUGUUUUGAUCAGCUAAGUUAUAUGUAACGUGCCUUAACGCUCAGAUUUUGCAUUCCGAGGCCAAUAUCAAGAUAAUCAUGGUGCCGUUUGCUCUUUCCCUCCCUGUUUGUUUCGUGGUAAUUCAUUUCUGACAACUACUCACGUUAGGUCAAAGUCUAUCGCGCCUUACGGUUUUUGACAUCAGAGGUUGUGUGUUUUUGGUCGCUGCUUCAGUGCAGUUGUGCAUUUUCUGCCAUCAGAGAAAUGCUGAUGUGGUUUUACUAAUGGUCUCUAUGAGACUUCUGAUACUCGCUUGUCAGCAUGUUCCCUGAUAGAAUUGCAUUGAUUAGUCAUUCCCAGUUGUAAGAAUAAGGCGUUUGCGUGUGAAGUGCCUAUAGUGUUAAGUGUAUAUUUUGCUAUUCGGAUGUUGAGUGCAUCGCUGUGCUACGAGAAACUAUGAGUCUUCUGGUCACCUAAAGCUGGUUUUGCAUAAUACACGUGGUAGGUACUCGAUAA
Molecule: messenger RNA, 1591 nt
Organism: Amphibalanus amphitrite
Lineage: Eukaryota; Metazoa; Arthropoda; Thecostraca; Balanomorpha; Balanidae
Exons: 2
Coding region: 204-668 (154 amino acids)
Source: RefSeq, a predicted model, not a curated record